CACAGGGAGCAGCAGCAAUGUGAGCUGAGCUGUCAGACAGCGCUGGCUGCAGGGAUCUAUACACUGGCCGCUGCAGGGAUCUAUAUACACUGGCCGCUGCGGGGAUCUAUAUAUAUACACCCUGAGCACUGGGGGACUAUGGCUGAGGGUCCUGCUCCCCCCUAUAUGGGGCUCUAGAAGUCAUCUCAUGGUGUUGCAACCGAGAGAGGAAAGCGCCGAUUCAGCUUCAUGUGACAAUCUGAACUAUGGGAGAGAACGAUGGCGACAAACAGGCGCAGGCUGGGCAGCUCUUUGAAAACUUUAUCCAGGCCACAACAUGUAAAGGAACCCUGCAGGCCUUCAACAUCCUCACGCGGCAGCUAGAAUUGGACCCCAAAGAUUAUCGCCACUUUUACACCAAGCUCAAGUCCAAGGUCACCAGCUGGAAAGCCAAGGCUCUAUGGAAUAAGCUCGAUAAACGGUACAGCCAGAAGGAGUACAAGAAAGGGAAAGCAUGUCUGGGCACACAGUGUUUAAUAAUCGGAGGGGGCCCCUGCGGACUUCGGACAGCCAUUGAACUCGCCUGCUUAGGAGUCAAAGUGGUGGUUGUGGAAAAGAGAGACACGUUUUCCCGGAACAAUGUCCUUCACCUUUGGCCUUACACCAUCCACGACCUCCGCUGUCUCGGUGCUAAGAAGUUCUACGGCAAGUUCUGCGCAGGAGCCAUUGAUCAUAUAAGUAUCUGGCAGCUGCAGCUGAUGCUGUUUAAGAUCGCCCUCCUGCACGGAGUAGAGAUUCACGUCAACAUAGAAUUUGUCAAACUCCUGGAGCCGCCCGAAGACCAGGAGAACCAAAAAAUAGGCUGGCGGGCAGAGUACCUUCCUCAGGACCACCCACUAUCAGAAUACGAGUUUGACGUGAUUAUUGGGGCUGAUGGACGCAGAAACACUCUGGAAGGAUUCAGAAGGAAAGAGUUCCGCGGGAAACUGGCAAUCGCCAUAACUGCCAACUUCGUUAACAGAAACACCACAGCGGAAGCCAAAGUGGAGGAGAUCAGUGGCGUCGCCUUCAUCUUCAACCAGAAAUUCUUUCAAGACUUGAAGGAAGAAACAGGGAUCGAUCUUGAAAACAUUGUGUAUUACAAGGACAGUACGCAUUACUUUGUGAUGACUGCAAAAAAGCAGAGUCUGCUGGAUAAAGGGGUCAUUCUGAAUGACUAUGCUGAUGCGGAGAUUCUCCUGUGCACAGAGAACGUGGACCAGGACAGUCUGCAGUCCUACGCUCGAGAAGCUGCAGACUUCGCAACUAAUUACCAGCUGCCAUCUUUGGAUUUUGCCAUCAACCAUUACGAUCAGCCUGACGUGGCCAUGUUUGAUUUCACCUCUAUGUACGCGUCUGAAAACGCCGCCCUGGUCAGGGAACGCCACGGACACCAUCUCCUGGUUGCUCUGGUUGGAGACAGCUUGCUUGAGCCUUUCUGGCCAAUGGGGACAGGCUGUGCCCGAGGAUUUCUGGCAGCAUUUGAUACAGCCUGGAUGGUGAGGAGCUGGGCGCAGGGAGCGCCGCCUCUUGAGGUCAUUGCUGAACGGGAGAGUCUGUAUCGCCUACUACCUCAGACAACGCCAGAGAACAUCAGCAAGAACUUUGACCAGUACACAAUUGACCCGGGAACUCGGUAUCCCAAUCUCAACUCUAACUGCGUCCGGACUCACCAGGUAAAACAUUUACACUUUACCAGUGAGCUUCAAGGCUGCCCCCUGGAGAGAGUAAGCUCCAUCAGGAGAUCAGUGGGGGUCACCAGGCACGAGUCUGACAUUAGGCCCAACAAACUCCUGACUUGGUGCCAGAAGCAGACUGAGGGCUACAGGAAUGUCCAUGUCACCAACCUGACCAGCUCCUGGAAAAGUGGCCUCGCUCUCUGUGCCAUUAUCCACCACUUCCGGCCAGACCUCAUUGACUUUGACUCCUUGAAUGAAGACGACAGUGUCAGGUGUAACCAGUUGGCGUUCGACAUUGCGGAGAAAGAGUUUGGAAUCUCGCCCGUUACCACAGGGAAGGAGAUGGCAUCUGUGGAAGAGCCCGAUAAACUCAGCAUGGUUCUGUACCUCUCUAAGUUCUACGAAUUGUUUAGGGGAUCCCCCCUGAGGCCCGUUGAUUCCUCACCAAGAGAAAAUAGGAAGAACAGAGAUGCAUUUUCUUCAAAACCAUCCAGCCUACUCUCUAAUAAUUACCUCAAUUUAACCUUACCAAGAAAACGAGUGCCAAAGGGAGAAAAUAAAGCGGAGGAGAAUGACGCAAACAAGAGGAGAAGAAGGACGAUGCUGCUCUUUGAUGAGCCAGCAAACUUUACGAGUGAAAGUCUCAGCUCCGGCAAUGAGUGUAGCGACACGAAGGAGGUCAUUAAUCAGAAUAAAGUCCGAUCUAUGGCUACACAGCUGCUGGCCAAGUUUGAAGAAAACACAUCCAGUGCAUCAGUAAGGAGACAGUCCACUCCGCAGGCUUUGCCCCUAUCUGAUAACUCUACGUCAGAGCUGCUCUGCGGCGACCAAGCUCCUGUUAACCCUCGCUUUGCUAAACCUCCGGACCCAACCCUUUGUCCCGCUCAGACUGAGCCCAGAAGGCAGUUUCAGGCAGUAGCUAGGACUCUGGUCAGACCAACGGCACCACCGUCUGUGCCCGCCAGAGUGCCCGCCACAGCUAUUGUAACCAGGGAGCCGAGGUCUAGAGAAGACACAGAGGUACCCUCCAGCCCUUCAGAAAGAAAAGACUCUCUCAUCUCCUCCUGUCCUUCUGCUCUGGUUCUCUCUGGUAUCUUAGAGCGUCUGCAGCAAAUUGAAGAAAGGGCUGAGCAGAAAAGAGCUCAGGCUUUAGCAAUACGAGACUUUCAUAAAAAGAAUAUUAGAGAAAAGGCGGCACACCUGGCCUCCAUGUUUGGAAGCGCGGAUUUCCCACAGAAUAAACUUCUGCCCCCUGGCUUGUCCCAUUUUCCAUCUAAAGUCCCUUCCUGUGACCCCCAAGUUCCUGGCUCUUCCCCUCCUUCAUCUCCAUCCAUCGCUUACUCCGCCCCAAGCGACUGUCAGUCUAACAAGAAUAAAAUCCUGUCCCCUGGCUUAUCCCAUUUUCCAUCUAAAAUUCCUUCCUAUGAUCCCCAAGUUCCUGACUCAUCUACUUUAUCUCCAUCUGCCUCUGUCUCCGCCCUCAGUGAUUCUCAGUCCAAGAAGAUGACUGUAGGAAGUGUGUCCAGCAGGAUAGGUGCCGUGGCUGAAGUUCUGGUCAAUCUUUACAUGAGCGAUCACAGAACUAAGACCAGGUCAUCAGAGCCGGUGAAUAAUGCAACUUUGUGUUACACGCAGAGUUCUGAGGAGGGAACAGUGACUGUACUCCUAGCUGAUUCCUCUACUGCUUCUCCUACUUCUUCUCCUGUCUCUCCUCUCCGAAAGGGAUCUCUACGGAAGGAAUUUCCUGCAAAUAUUGGAGGGAGCAAUACUUGUUACUUCUGCCAGAAGCGUGUGUACGUCGUGGAGCGGCUGAGCGCCGAGGGACAUUUCUUCCACCGAGAAUGUUUCAAGUGUUCCUUCUGCUCUACGGUUCUCCGUCUGGGAAAUUACGUAUUCAAUAUGGAAGAAGGUAAAUUUUAUUGCCAGCCACAUUUCAUACACUCGUUCUCAAACAAUAAACAGCGAAAGCGGAGGACCGAUUCCAAAUCGCAGGAUCAAGAUAAAACAUGGCGGCGAGAAGAAGCCAGGGCUGCGGAGGUCACAACGGAUAGUCCUUACAGCGCUGAAAGCAGUUCAGAGGAAAGCUCUCCAGAUGAACCUACUUCACCUAAGAAAUCCAGGAGUGAUUCCGCCUUCGGUGUUUUCAAAAGGAGAAAUUCGUCUGUGUCUACGGAGUGGAAAUCAGUCAGGAUUGGCCCUGAGGAAGAGACAGCGGAAAACAACCUGACGGCCGUCCGCGUCAUGGUGCUGAGCGACGAGAGCAGCUCAGACACAGAGUAUGUUCCAGAGGAGAAUCAUGCAAGGAUAAGUCACCGGAGACUGUCAUCGCGGAAAAAGGAGAGACAGUCCGUACACAGCGAUGAGCGCGGUGACCCGGGAAGCCCAUCUAUAGCUGCAGAUGCACUUGUUCGCACCAGCAACUUUCCGUCCGUGACGUCAAACCGACCCCAGAGAUGGAGGAGGAAAAUACAGACAACUCUGCCUCUUAUCAUUGGUAAGAGACCAUCUAACAUUUCAAGAGAGGGUUUGCCCAACACCCUGAGCUCUGCAGAUAAUGAGGUGUUCCACAAAAAUACUUCUGAACAUUUCACAGACUCGCACUUUCCAAAUGUGAGUGAGAAGGAUCAGGAGGAGGAAUAUCAAACGAUACCAUCAUAUGUUCCUCAUCACAAGGCUCUUCUGGCCAAUGGCACUUACCCAAAACUUGGUGCAUAUGGGUCAUCGAAUGCUCCAAAGCCAAGUUCAUACCUCCAUUACACCUACCACAAGUCUGAACUUGGUGGAGACAGAGAUGUGGACCUCGCUCCUGAUGCUCAGUUGGAGUAUCUCAGUGACAGCAGCGAUGUGUUUGAGAAGGAAGAUAGAACAGAUGAACGGAAUAAGCUGCCUCAACUGGACAGACCUCAAAACUCAACACUUAAGAAGCUUGUUCUUUCUCAUGAGGAAAAAUCCAAACUUCUCGACUGGAGCGCUACCAAUCCACGACCAGCUAACAAGGACAUCCGUGAGCAAGCCACUUCUCGUGUCAGUAAUGAUCCAGGAGGGGAGCCAGAGAGCAGAGGUAAAUCCUCCACCUUCACCAUCUUGUCCAACGCAAUUAAGCGAUCGUUUAAUCGCUCCGUGAGUUCUGCUCCAGACAGCCCGAGACACAUUUCACCUGCUAAAACCAAACCAAUGGCACAGACUAGCUACUUUCAUUUUCCUGGUUCAUUCUUCAGAAGAAGCCGUAGUAACUCGGAAAGUCAGCCCUGCUCCAAUGACACUGAAAUGAAGUCCUUUCCCAACCCCUUCUCCUCAUCCCGCAGCAAUUUCAAGGCCUCUGUUGAUGGGGUUCCCAGAAAUGUUGGACCUCCACCCUCCCAGAACAUGAAACAGGACUCUUCUAAAGUAGAAGACAUGCCAAAAAUGUUAGAAAGGUUCACCAUCAGGGAGAAUCAUCAAGGCAGUACGAAUUCCGAUCUUCCUUUCAGGAAUAGAAGAAAUUCUAUCUUUUCCUCUCUGCGACUAAUAAGCAAAGCCCCUGAGAUCCCACCAAAUGCACCAUCAAGUGACACGUGGUACGCUCCUUGGAACUUUGGGAGGAAAGCCAAUGAGAAAGAAUUGGGAGAGAGACCUCAAACAAGUUCCUCGGGUGCUCCAAGUCUACCACCUGUGGCCCAACCAGGCGUGACAGACGUCAGAGCAGCAAAGUCUGAGAAUUACAGCAGCUCUUCCGAUGACGAUGUCAGGGAUAAUCGCUCCCUGUCGUAUAAGGACACCCGGGCUUCCAAACAUCGGAGAAAGAUGGAGAGAGAGGCCAGGCUGAAAGCUAAACAAGAGGAGCUGAAGAGGUUGCACAAGGCUCAGACAAUACAGCGCCAGCUUCAGGAGACUGAAGAGAAGCAGCGAGCCCUCGAGAUACAAGGCGUCAGGCUUGAAAAGGCUCUCCGAGGAGAAGCAGACCCAGGCGUCCGGGAUAAGAGGCAGCUCCUCCACGAGUGGUACCAGCUCGCCCUGGAGAAGAGUAAAUUGAAUCGUUACGAAUCCGAGCUGCAGUCCGUAGCCAAAGAGCUAGAUCUGGAGGACCAGCAAGGACGGCUGGAGCAGAAACUGCGAGAGAAGAUGAUGAUUGACCCGGCCCUGAAGGACGAGGAGGACAUCGCAGAGGAAGAGGUCAUACUCGCCGAGAUGAUGAGAGUCAUCGAGCACAGGGAUAAGCUUGUGACUGGCAUUGAGGAACAAAGACUCAGAGAGACGUCCGGACAGAGAGACCUGGCGGAUCUCUCUCUGCCCGUGGACUGCCAGCUGAAGAUGGGUGUCGUAAACAACAUGAGGAUUAUUUAAUGAUAAGCUAUGCAGCGGGACUCAUCCUUGGUGCAGCUUUACUGCAAAACGUGACAGUGUUUCAUGUAAGCAACUAACCAAUGUUCCGGUGACAUUCUGUGCCUGGGUUGUGCCCUGGUAUGAGGAGGGAACACCGUACCGGUGAGGGUAUGGUCGCCCAGAACUGGGUGUUAUCAUCUGGUUCGUCUCCGCUCCUCAACCACAAGUCACUUUGUUGUUGAUUCCUUUACAGUAUUCGGGAGGGGAACGUAAUGCGCCCAUUACUGAUAUGCAGCAAAGAACAAGAAAACUCUGGGGCCAAUGACAGAACUUAGUAAUGGUCCAGGAGUAAAAUAUAAUGUUUAUACUAAUUAUAGAGCUCAGACGCUGUACAGGUAUAUACAAUGUACGCCUGUAGACACUGCGCACAGCCCGCGCCUCCUGCCGUCACGACUACUGUUCCAUUUACUAAGCGGGACUGUGAAGAAGAACUGUACGAGGUCACUGACAUUAUCCGCAGCACGGACGGUGUAAUGGUUAGCAUCACUGCCUCACAGCACCGAGGUGAUGGGUUUGAUUCCCACCAUGGCCCUAUAUGUGUGGAGUUUGUAUGUUCUCACUGUGCUGUUGUGGGUUUCCUCCAGGUACUCCGAUUUCCUCCCACACUCCAAAAACAUACUGAUAGGUUUAUUGGCUCCCAACAAAAAAAUGAGCUCUAGCAUGUAAGUGUGUGCGUGUACAUGGGCAGACUAGAUUAGCCACGUUGUUCUCAUCUGCCUUCACAUUAUGGGGUCUAUUCAUGAAGCAGUGAAAAGUGUGGAGAAGUGAGCAGGUGGAGAAGUUGCCCAUGGCAACCAAUCAGCAUUGAAGUAUCAUUUAUAAUUUGCAUACUAUACAAUUGUACGAAGCAGCUGAUUGGUUGCCACGGGCAACUUCUCCACAGGCUCACUUCUCCACUCUUAUCACUGCUUUAUGAAUAGACCCCUAAGAGAUUUUGUGACGCAGUCAGGUUGCACUGCAAAGUGGUGUAUCCACUAUGUACAGAGGUUGCUGGCACUUAGGAAAGUCUUCCAGGGUUUGUUUUAAUUGAUCCCGCCACUAAAACUUUUUCAGUUAACCAUGAAAAUAUGAAAUACUUUUAAAUAUGUUAAUUUAAGUGAUAAAAAGAAUUGAAAGCGCAGCCAAUGUAAUCGCAGUGGCGGCCACCGAUCCAAGUUAUGAGGACCUGGUUCCUGGUGAAGUCGUUGAUAUGGGUUCAUUUUGUUGCUGCCUCUGCACAUGAAUCACAGAAAGUUUCCAUUAUACAAUUUGCGAUGGGCAGUGCCAGCGUAUUAUACUGCAACACCCACAGCAUGUGACCUACACAAAGCACCUACAGUAGGUUACACUUGUACAGCAACAUCAGUACUGUAGUAAGGUGGCAUCUCCCAGACUCGGCCUAUAGUACGCUUCAGCUCUUCCACGUUCUGCACCAAUAGAGUCAGGGUAGAACAUUUAAAUGUAAAACUUGCUUUAGUGAGAGGCGGGCACCUGAGGAGCACGGUUAUCACACGGAGUGCACUUGUGGAUAUACACGUAAGAACGCGUUAGUGCUGGUCUAUUGUGUAUUCUCUGUCAGAAUCCUGUCGUAGCGAGUUUUGCAAUGGCAUUAAAAAAAAAAAAUACAUCACCCAGCAAAAGGGAAAUACCUGAAUAUUCCGAGUAAAUUAUCUUCUCAUUGUCAUAGGUUUGAAAUACUCCAGAAAUUCAGUUUCUUUUCUGCACAGAAUUAAAUUCCUUCUAAAACCAAUAAAAAAAAAAUAAAAAAAAAAUCCCUGACAAAAAGAGAUUGCGCCAUGUGUGUGUCUGGUCUCGGACACUGUUAUCUACCACCACAGAUUAUUAUACUGAAGGGAAGGAACAGAUGCCUGUACUGUAUCUGGUGCCGGAAUACGGAGCCAGAGUGAUUCCGCUGCAGUCAGGGUCUAUCAGGACUCCCUAUGUCUCCCUAUCUCUCCGUUGCUGCUACAAAUGAGAUGAAUGUGAUGUGUGUUACUUUGUGACUUGUUAUUACACUACCUAAUCAGGCGUGUGGCACAUACUGUACAAUUAUUGUCCGUAUACUUAAUAAAGUGGGUGCGAUACGCAGUACUAAUAAUUGCUGUCACCACUAUAAUAUACUAAAUGAAUUGCUUUCCUUGUGCAGAUGUCCCAAUGCCUGAUAUAUAAGUAAUAAGCGUGGUCUGUGUAAAUAAUUGUACAUAUACUGAAGGGAAUAAACGCCCCACGCCCUCGUUGUGUGGAGUCUGCAAAUCUACCUAGGAGAAGAAUCAACCAAAGAGAGUGACGGAACCUUAAUGUUCUGUCUGAGGAUAGAGGUAUCGGUGUGUUUAUUAUAUCACAUCGAUAACCUCUUACCUCUAUAGUGUGUGUGUGUGUGUUUGUGUGUGUGUGUGUGUGUGUGUGUGUGUGUGUGUGUGUCAGAUCACAUCUUCUGUGCAGGUAUAAAUAAAUCAUUUUAUUCAAUAUUUAUUAACAAUUAUCUGUUGGCGUAUAUGAGGCUGUUUUGUGAGUGCACACUACUCAUGUUGUUGCAUUUAGGGGUUCAUUCCGAGUUGAUCGCUCGCUAGCAGUUUUUAGCAGCCGUGCAAACGCUAUGCCGCCGCCCACUGGGAGUGUAUUUUAGCUUAGCAGAAGUGCGAACGGUUGUAUCGCAGAGCGGCUACAAACAUUUUUUGUGUAGUUUCAGAGUAGCUCAAAACCUACUCAGCGCUUGCGAUCACUUCAGACUAUUCAGUUCCAGAUUUGACGUCACACACCUACCCAGCGUUCGCCCAGCCACGCCUGCGUUUUUCCUGGCACGCCUGCGUUUUUCCACACACUCCCUGAAAACGGUCAGUUGCCACCCAGAAACGCCCACUUCAUGUCAAUCACUCUGCGGCAACCAGUGUGACUGAAAUGCAUUGCUAGACCCUGUGCAAAACUACAUAGUUCGUUGUGCCCAUACGUCGCGCGUGCGCAUUGCGCCGCAUACACAUGCGCAGAACUGCCGUUUUUUAGCCUGAACGCUGCGCUGCAAACAAAUGCAGCUAGCCAUCAACUCGGAAUGACCCCCUUAGACCAAUAUCAUACUGAUUACUUGUUGCUUUGCAAUACCUUAGGCUGCACCUUACCCAGACUGAGUGAGGACGUUUAUCGUUGCUACGUAAUAUACGUAAUAUUUGUAAGGAAUGCGUGAACAUAUAUUGUGUAUGUUACUGUUGUAUGUUCGAUCUAGUUACCGUGGAGUUGUUCCUUUGCAUGGUGCUGGCGGCCAUUUUGUGGGACCCGUUUUCAGCCUACAAAUUCACUGACAACUGGUGGUUUUACUGAGGCAUAAGGCAACACGUCUCAUGUCUCAGAUAUGUCAGUAGUGGCUAGAUACGCUGCGUUGCCAUGUAAGUUGGUAUGGCACACAAAAUGGCUGCCAGUACUCUAAGGAGGCAAUGGGUACUUGGUAAAGCCAGCGGCAGCCUUAGUGCAGAUGUUUUACCUCAUAAUUUUACCGUAAGUGUUAUCUUAAUUAUCAGCAACUGUUCCGUUGUCUGCUAAAAUACUGUAGGGUUUAUUUCAGUUACUCAGUGACAGCGAUUUAGUAACCAUCAAAAGUAGUAAUACUGAGUUCUUCCGCUUACUGGUAUAGUCCCUGACACUUGAAAAAGGACUUUUGACUGAUAUUAUCUCUCAAAAACUCUCAAAAACAUACUGUUGUCUCUAUUUGACAGAUAGUUACUAGUGGAUAAGACACUCCAUACAAGAUAAGCACACAACUGUAUUUCUUUAUGUAUAUUUUGACAAGCUGCACAUUUAUUUAUUGUCGUACAGUUCAUACCUGCAAGAUAUCGGAGCCGAAACCUUUCUGCGAGACUGAGUUUAUAUGUAUAUAAACUAUAUAUAUCAUGUGACUGUUAUAAACUUUAUGUAAUAAAGACGGAGCUGAUGUAAA
Molecule: messenger RNA, 9963 nt
Organism: Pseudophryne corroboree (corroboree frog)
Lineage: Eukaryota; Metazoa; Chordata; Amphibia; Anura; Myobatrachidae
Gene: MICAL2
Product: microtubule associated monooxygenase, calponin and LIM domain containing 2
Exons: 37
Coding region: 246-6020 (1924 amino acids)
Molecular function (GO): protein binding; FAD binding
Source: RefSeq, a predicted model, not a curated record